UAUUCUAAGCGUUAGAAAUAAUUGAAAUUAAACGGUUAGGAUAGUUUUAUUAUUAUCUACGAUUCGCCGAAAUAGAAGAAACUGCUAUAAUCUUAAAAUGUAACAAAUUCGCUAAACGUGAAGUUUUGUCCUUUGAAGUCACCAGAAAUUCCGUUUUUAGAUCUGGACAAAUAGGCUUGUAAGCUACCUAAUGUCAAGGAAAGGAUGUCAAAAGUAUAACCUCAAAAUUUGACAGCCGGGUAACAAUAAACAUCAAACAAACUAAAACUUAUAGAAGUUUUAAAUUGUUAACACAAAUGUAAUGUUGUUUUAGUAAAAAUUUCAAUAUUAACACAUUGAAAUGCCUACUUGGAACCAAAUACAGUCACAACUUAGGAAUCCUAACAAUCCAGUAGUGUUUUUCGACAUUACUGUAGGAACAACGGAAAUAGGUCGUAUGAUAUUCGAGUUAUUCGCCGACGUAGUACCAAAAACUAGUGAGAACUUCAGAGAAUUUUGUACCGGUGAAUACAGGCGGGAUGGUGUGCCCUUAGGUUACAAAGGAGCUACUUUUCACAGAGUAAUAAAAGAUUUUAUGAUUCAGGGUGGCGAUUUCGUAAAUGGAGACGGUACAGGCGUUAUGAGCAUAUAUGGUGGAAGCACUUUUGCAGAUGAAAACUUUGGUUUGAAACAUGACUCUCCAGGGUUAUUGUCCAUGGCAAAUAGUGGUAAAGACACGAAUGGCUGUCAGUUCUUUAUCACAUGUGCAAAAUGUAAUUUCUUAGACAAUAAGCAUGUAGUAUUUGGUAGAGUUAUAGAUGGAUUACUUGUCAUGAGGAAAAUAGAAAAUGUACCAACAGGACCAAAUAAUAAACCUAAAAUACCAGUAACAAUAUCUCAAUGUGGACAAAUGUAAAUAAAACUUCACUUUAAA
Messenger RNA from Bombyx mori (domestic silkworm), 913 nucleotides. RefSeq names its product peptidyl-prolyl cis-trans isomerase H. Bases 341 to 895 code for a protein of 184 amino acids. Gene Ontology annotation, biological process: protein peptidyl-prolyl isomerization; protein folding. Gene Ontology annotation, molecular function: peptidyl-prolyl cis-trans isomerase activity. Gene Ontology annotation, cellular component: intracellular membrane-bounded organelle. NCBI's taxonomy places the organism in Eukaryota, Metazoa, Arthropoda, Insecta, Lepidoptera, Bombycidae. The transcript is spliced from 3 exons. The record is from RefSeq and is a predicted model, not a curated record.